Molecule: messenger RNA, 1458 nt
Organism: Beta vulgaris subsp. vulgaris (sugar beet)
Lineage: Eukaryota; Viridiplantae; Streptophyta; Magnoliopsida; Caryophyllales; Amaranthaceae
Exons: 2
Coding region: 1-1458 (485 amino acids)
Biological process (GO): proteolysis
Molecular function (GO): aspartic-type endopeptidase activity
Source: RefSeq, a predicted model, not a curated record
AUGAGAACUUCCAAGUUCAGAAAUGAGAUAUCUGGCUUUCAACAACAUGAAUUGGAGUCUCUUUAUGAAGCAUGGCAGAGAUACAAGGCUUUGCAAAGGCAGUGUCCACACCAUGGCAUUCCUGAGUGGUUACUGAUUCAGACAUUCUACAAUGGUCUGAAACAUGAAGUUCGAAGUUCUAUUGAUGCCGCAUCUGGCGGUACCUUCAUGGCAAAAACUCCAGAAGAUGCGAAGACAUUGUUGGAUGAUAUGGCUGCCAACAAUUACCUGAAUGACUGGAGUGUGUCUCGUGGAGCCCCUACAAAGGGAGGUAAGUAUAAGGUUGAUGCUAUUGCUACUUUAACUAACACUAUGCAACUUUUGGCAGCUAAAGUUGAUCAGUUGAGUAGCGGACCAGUAGCACCUGUUUGUGAGAUUUGUGAAGUGCAAGGUCACUCAUUUAAUGAGUGUCAAUAUAAUACUAUGGGAGCGGGAACUGAGCAAGUCAAUGCCCUCCUAAACACAAACACAAGGCCACAAAAUAACCCAUACUCAAACACAUUUAACCCAAGUUGGAAGCAUCACCCAAAUUUCUCCUACAAAAAUAACCAACCUCAACCUCCACACACCAACUACUCCCACCCACCUGGUUUCCAACAAAGACCACCAUUUAACCCUUCAUUAGCAUCCUCUCGACCCAACCUUGAGACUAUCAUGGAGAAUUUAGCUUCCUCUCAGGCUAAGCAAGUUGAAUACCAAGCUAAGCAGAAUGAAUUCUUCAACAACUCUCUCCAACAAAUCACUGCUCAUAAUAAAUUGAUGGAGAGUCAGAUGACCCAACUAGCCCAACAAAUAAGCCACCUCUCUAAACCUUCAUGCCAACUUCCUGGGCAAACUGAACCAAAUCCUAAGGGGCAUAUCAAUGCCAUUUCAUUGAGUAGCGGUAAAGAACUGCAAGAGCCUACAAGGAGGGUAACUGACCAACACAACACUGCAAAAGAGGUUAUAGAGUUGAGUGAAGAAGUUCAAGGGAAAACGAGUUUGGAAGAUGAAGCUAGCAAGACUGAGAAGGAGGAACCCAUUAAUAAGCUUCCUGAAAAGCUAGGAUAUCCGGGCAGCUAUUCCAUUCCUGUCAAGCUUGGAGAUAUUGCAAUCAAGAAUGCUUUGUGUGAUCUUGGGGCUAGUGUUAGUCUCAUGCCGUUAUCUAUCUGCAAGAAACUCAACAUGGGCGAACUAAAACCCACACGCAUCUCUCUGCAACUAGCUGACAGGACAAUGAAGUUUCCACUUGGUAUUCUUGAAGAUGUUCCUCUUCGAGUGGGUAAAUUCUUUAUUCCCUGUGACUUUGUCGUUAUGGAGAUGAAGGAGGAUGCACAAGUUCCCAUCAUUCUUGGGAGACACUUUUUGGCCACUGCUGGAGCCAUUAUUGACAUGAAGAAGGGUAAAAUCACUUUUGAAGUAGGUGAUGAGAAGGAGUAG